This is a messenger RNA of Myiozetetes cayanensis, 3462 nucleotides long. RefSeq names its product enhancer of zeste 1 polycomb repressive complex 2 subunit (gene EZH1). The record is from RefSeq and is a predicted model, not a curated record. Gene Ontology annotation, biological process: chromatin remodeling. Bases 68 to 2317 code for a protein of 749 amino acids. Lineage: Eukaryota; Metazoa; Chordata; Aves; Passeriformes; Tyrannidae. The transcript is spliced from 20 exons. Gene Ontology annotation, molecular function: protein binding; histone H3K27 methyltransferase activity.
GGGGCGGGGCAGGGCGGGGCCGGCGCGCGCGCAGUGUCGCGGGGGCGCGCGGCCUCCCCGUGUCGCGAUGGCCGAGCCAAAGAUGGAAAUCGCCACUCCUCCGACAUCGAAGUGCAUCAUGUACUGGAAGAGGAAGGUCAAGUCUGAGUACAUGCGUCUGCGGCAGCUCAAGAGGUUCCAGGCGAACAUGGGAGCGAAGGCUCUUUUUGUGGCCAACUUUGCGAAGGUUCACGAAAAGACUCAAAUCCUGAAUGAAGACUGGAAGAAGCUGCGAGUGCAGCCGGUGCAGUUGAUGAAGCCAGUCAGUGGGCACCCGUUCCUGAAGCAGUGCACUGUUGAGAGCAUUUUCCCAGGAUUUUCAAGCCAGACACUCUACAUGAGGACCCUGAACACGGUGGCACUGGUUCCCAUUAUGUACUCCUGGUCCCCUCUUCAGCAGAAUUUCAUGGUGGAGGAUGAAACUGUUCUGUGCAAUAUCCCUUACAUGGGCGACGAGGUGAAGGAAGAAGAUGAAACGUUCAUUGAAGAGCUUAUUAAUAACUAUGAUGGGAAAGUCCACGGAGAGGAAGAAAUGAUCUCAGGGUCGGUCCUCAUCAGCGAUGCCGUGUUCCUGGAGCUGGUGAACGCCCUGAAUCAGUACUCGGAUGAGGAGGAGGAAGGACACAACGAUUCUGAGGUGAAACAGGAGGAUGGGAAGGAGGAGCUGCCAGUCACAAGGAAAAGAAAGAGAACUGCAGCAGAAGGCAGCAAGAAGUGUUCCAAGAAGCGCUUCCCCAAUGACAUGAUAUUCACUGCCAUUUCUUCCAUGUUUCCUGAGUACGGCUUUCCAGAGGAUAUGAAAGAGAGGUACCGGGAGCUCACGGAGGUGUCGGACCCCAACGUGCUGCCGCCACAGUGCACUCCCAACAUCGACGGGCCGUGCGCCAAGUCAGUGCAGCGGGAGCAGUCCCUGCACUCCUUCCACACCCUCUUCUGCCGCCGCUGCUUCAAGUACGACUGCUUUCUGCAUCCUUUUCAUGCUACUCCUAAUGUGUACAAACGAAAGAAUAGAGAGACCAAGAUUGAGCCAGACCCUUGCGGCGCGGACUGUUUCCUCUGGCUGGAAGGAGCCAAGGAGUUUGCUGCGCUGCACAACCCCCGGUCCAAGUGCUCAGGCCGGCGCCGCCGCCGGCACCACGUGGUGGGUGCGUCCUGCUCCAGCACCCCAGCAGUCACCGAGACCAGGGAGGGGGACAGCGACCGGGACACGGGCAACGAGUGGGCCUCGAGCUCCUCGGAGGCCAACUCCCGCUGCCAAACCCCCACCAAGCAGAAGCUGAGCCCGGCCUCCUCCCAGCUGUUUGCAGUGGAGACGCCACAGGAGCCUGUGGAGUGGACGGGAGCUGAGGAGUCGCUCUUCCGCGUCUUCCACGGGACCUACUUCAACAACUUCUGCUCCAUUGCCAGGCUGCUGGGGACAAAGACCUGCAAGCAGGUCUUUCAGUUUGCCGUGAAGGAAUCACUUAUAACGAAACUGCCAACAAAUGAAUUAAUGAACCCAUCCCAGAAGAAGAAAAGGAAGCACAGGCUGUGGGCUGCACACUGCAGGAAGAUCCAGCUGAAGAAAGAUAAUUCACCAACCCAGGUGUACAACUACCAGCCCUGCGACCAUCCGGAGCAUCCCUGUGACAGCUCCUGCCCUUGCAUCAUGACUCAGAAUUUCUGUGAGAAGUUCUGCCAGUGCAACCCUGACUGUCAGAACCGCUUCCCGGGCUGCCGCUGCAAGACCCAGUGCAACACCAAGCAGUGCCCCUGCUACCUGGCUGUGCGGGAGUGCGACCCCGACCUCUGCCUCACCUGCGGCGCCUCGGAGCACUGGGACUGCAAGGUGGUCUCCUGCAAGAACUGCAGCAUCCAGCGAGGCCUCAAAAAGCACUUGCUGCUGGCCCCGUCGGACGUGGCUGGCUGGGGCACUUUCAUCAAGGAGGCCGUGCAGAAGAACGAGUUCAUCUCCGAGUACUGCGGGGAGCUCAUUUCCCAGGACGAGGCUGACCGGCGAGGAAAGGUCUAUGACAAGUACAUGUCCAGCUUCCUCUUCAACCUCAACAAUGAUUUUGUUGUUGACGCCACCCGCAAAGGAAAUAAAAUCCGCUUUGCUAACCACUCAGUGAACCCCAAUUGCUAUGCCAAAGUUGUAAUGGUGAAUGGAGACCACCGGAUUGGCAUCUUCGCUAAGAGAGCCAUCCAGGCAGGAGAGGAGCUCUUCUUUGACUACAGGUACAGCCAGGCAGAUGCUCUGAAGUACGUUGGCAUAGAGAGGGAGACAGACAUCAUCUAGGCCCGGGGGUGGUCCCGGCACACCUUGCUGCUGCACCUUGUAAGCAAUGCCAUGUUUGCUUCACGCUGACAUGACUGCUGCUGUUCCCACUGCUGUGUGUGUCACAAGUGCUACUUUCCAUCCAGACACCCAGAGAGACUCGGGGCAGGAGUGUGAGCAGUGCCUGUGCCCCAGCUGCUGUCCCAAGGCGGUUUCCCCUCUGCCCCAGCUGGCUGGGCCACAGGGACCGCCCAGCCAUGGCUGGAGUGGCACCAAGGGAUACCUGGGGAUGGGAGAGCAGCACUAUGCAACACGUCACUUUGAAUAGGGAUGCCACUGAGCUGGGUAGAGACAAUGUUAAAGUCAGUGCCCACGGUGACCCAGGGAAGGCUCCUCAGAAACCUGCCUUGGGCUUUGUGAUCCCCUGGCCCUGGGGAUAAAGGGGAAAUAUUCUCUGGCAGGGUGAGGUUUGGCCUUAGCACCCAAUGCAAAAAGGAAAGAAAAAAGCACUUUAAACUAAUCCUCAGCUGGUGGCUGGGCCCUGUGUUUCAUGCAGGGUGUGGAGGGACUGCAGGCAUCCCAGGGGGCCUGCAUCCGUCAGCACCUUUGCAGGGACAUCGCUCCAGGCUUGGGACAGGGCAGCCUGAUGGGGCCUGGGGUGGCCUGAAGGUUGGAGCCACAUGUGCUGCCAGCUGCCUGCCCAGCCUGGUGCUGGGUGCUGGACCAUGCUCUGCCCAAUGUCCAGGGCUGGGUUCCCAGGAUGUGUGGUACAUGAACACAAGAGAGGUGCUGGCUCUGCCUGGGAGCCAAGCCCUCCCUGGCCCAGCCCUCACCACGCCUUCCCAGUCCCCUGCCAGGGCAGGCCAGGCUGUCUGUCCGUUCUUCCCACUGUCCAUGAUGCCCUCCUGGAGCCUGGAGGUGUUUGGGUCUGUCUGGAGCAGUGCUUGUACCCCAGCACCUGCCUGAGCCCCUCUCCCUGCCGCCUCCGUCUGCCUGGCUCCCCUCAACCCUGCUCUCGGCUCAGCGUCUUCUGCCACUUCGGCCAUAGCUGCACUACGCCAGGCUUUUGUCUGUGGUUUGUUGACGGUGAAUAAUGGUAAUAAUAAUGCACUUUAAAUAACGUGGCUUGUAGCCUUUGUCAUAAUAAAGUGGUAGCAAAGACCCUC